AUGACAUCCAGGAAUUCUUGAAACAUGUUGAUAUACUUUCCUGUAUUCUGUUGCAAAUCCUCGCCCUACCCCCGAAAAAAUGUCCAGCUACGGCCUUGAAUAUGAACAUUCAAAAAUAUACAUUUUAUUGACUAUUUCCUUGUAUGUUCAAUUUAACCUUUCUGCUGAAAUGACAUUAGCGCCUCUAGCGGUUGAAUUUUCUGUGUCAGCUGUCAACUUGACUUUUUGAUUCUAUUGUCAGUGUGGAACAUUGUCACACGUGUGGUUAUUAUACUAAUGUUACUGCAUUUAUGUCAAUUUUUAUGAAAAAAAUAGUUUGAAAUGUGAUUUAAUAUUUAAUAAGUGUAAUGAAAAUGCCAAAGAUUUAAAAUUUUUUUAAAAAUACGCAGUUAUUUAGAUAAAAAUGAGCCGGAAAGUUGAACUAGUGUCUACAGUAUCUACGUCGAUCGAAAUUAAUUAACGAAGAUUCAGUGGUUAGAAUCGACAGUUGUCAUCGUUGCCAUGGCCCAGUCCUCAGCUAGUGGAACUUCUUCGAGAAGAAUGAUCAGAGAACACGAUGUCAGUUCUUCUGGUUCAACGCGGAAUCCGGAUAGCGAAUGGGAGACUAAAGAGGCCUUGCGGCAGAGGGAAUUGGAAGAAGCUCGAGCGAGGGCGGCUCAGAUGGAAAAGACAAUGAGGUGGUGGUCUGAUUGUACUGCAAACUGGAGAGAAAAAUGGAGCAAAGUCCGCAACGAAAGAAACAAGGCUAGAGAAGAAGCAAAAGUCCUUAGAACAAAAUUAGAAAUCGCAAUGAAGGACGCAAAUACAUAUAAGCACGAAGCUCAAGAAGUAGAAUUACAAAAUGAACAGCUAAGAAAGGAAAUGGAGAAAAUACACAUGGUGUUAUUAAAACACGCUGGUCAAUUUGACCAACAAAUUGUAUCAAUAUUGGAAUCAGAUCCUCAUUUAAGGAAUGCGCUCGGAAUAGAUGAACUUCUGGAAGUAUACAAUAACGUUGAGCAAAGCGACAAUUCUACAUCCGUUGAAAACAAGGAAUAUGUUAUCAAAAGUCUUACGAAAGAAAAUAGCUGUAGCAAUACAGAAGGAAAUAAUUCCUCUUCAGACAGAGACAUCGAGGAAUACGUCUUGCAGGGUGCAGUGCCAAAGCAUGCUGUAGAGUUAUACAAGGAGAGUUCCAUGCUGUCUCUGGACAGAGAUAUCACCAAAUUAGUUGCGGAAGCUUCCACCGUGCAAGAGAAGAUAGACAAGCGAAAGUCAUCUCUGGAAUUGGAAAAUGAAGAGUAUCUUAUACAGAAAAUGUCAAUGCUUCAUUUGCGAUUGGAGGAAGCAGCUAAGACUAUUUCUGCUGAAAGAGAAGAAAAAUCGUCGCUACAUCGUGGUAUGGAGAAAUUAAGAUCAGAAAUGACGCGGCUACGAGAGCGUUGCGAGGAGUUGCAAGACAGUAGAGCAGAAGCCAUCAAGGAAUUGUUACAGUUGAAGGAAAGGUUUACGGGAGAACUUAACGCUGCGCAAGCUGAUCUUAUAGACGAAGCUUCGAAUAGAGAAGGGAUGGAUCGACGGCUCUCCGAACUUCGAACUGAGAAAGAGAAGUCAACAUAA
Messenger RNA from Belonocnema kinseyi, 1599 nucleotides. RefSeq names its product coiled-coil domain-containing protein 102A-like. The coding region runs from base 502 to 1599 and encodes 365 amino acids. Lineage: Eukaryota; Metazoa; Arthropoda; Insecta; Hymenoptera; Cynipidae. The transcript is spliced from 5 exons. The record is from RefSeq and is a predicted model, not a curated record.